Messenger RNA from Rhododendron vialii, 2657 nucleotides. RefSeq lists its product as uncharacterized. The transcript is spliced from 5 exons. Bases 1337 to 2362 code for a protein of 341 amino acids. NCBI's taxonomy places the organism in Eukaryota, Viridiplantae, Streptophyta, Magnoliopsida, Ericales, Ericaceae. The record is from RefSeq and is a predicted model, not a curated record.
UAGCUUUAUUCCUCUUCUAACUGAACUUAGGGUGGUCUUCAGCAUGCCCUUAUUUCUCCUCCUGGUUUCUGGUUUUAGUUGUGUUUCAAUGGCAAUCACACCUGCUUUUGGUAGAUUGUACUCCCUCCAUCUCCAUUUGUUGGUCUUCUAUCCUAACCGGCUCUUUAAUUGGUUAUGUUUUUCAAUUGGUAUUAUAUUUUUAAUAAAUAUGGUUGUUGUUUGAUAGAUCUCAAUUAAUUAUGUUAUACAAAGUUUUUAAAAUCACAUAAUACAUCAUAAAUUACGAGAUAUAAUCAAUUGAAAAGUGGCACAGACUCCCAAAAAGGACUAACAAAUGGGGAUGGAGGGAGUAGCGUUUAAUGUUGGUUUGUUCUCAUGUAGUUGAUUUAUGAGUAAGGCAGUGGAAUAGCCACCCGAGACUUGUAGCUUCCAACUCCGUUAUUCUAAUUUUCAUAAGAGCAUUAUUUGUAAUUAAGACAGUUUUGAACUAGAGUAAGAAAAUAGCGUACUUGUUAUGUGCUUCCAGUCUUAUAACCGUAGACAUCAACUCCGGUACUCCACAACUCCCAUUCCUCCCAGAAAGGGCCGUUGAUGCUUUGAAUUGAUGUGGUUCUUAUGUAGUAAAUCAUGAUCAUGAGUUGAACCGCUCCUCACUAUACAACAAUAAUAAAGAUGAAACAGAACCUUGGAACCUGCGAAAUCAAGCCAGACCAAAUUGGUUCUCAAUUCUAGGUUAUCCUGUCAUAUCAACUAAUUUCGAGAAGAUGUAAAAAAAUUGGUGAAUUUUUUUUAUUUUUAGAAGUUUCCAUCUUCACCGAGUCACCCACUCACUGAAUAAUAGUAUGCGUCGUAGUUUGAAUAGUAGUGGAAUUGUAACUGUUGGAUCAAAAAACUUACCAAACAAACUCUAGUAAUCUCUCUAAAUGUCGGGUAAACAUAGCAUUUAUGGUUAACCAGAUGAAUUCCAGGCAAGAGAGGCCUACUUUUUGGUGUGAAUUUAAUUCUUAUAGAACCAAACAACCAAAAAGAUAAUUACCGGAAAAAAAAAACCCCAAAAGAGAGGGACCCAGGGCUUACCUCGUGAAAAUGCAGACAGCAAGAUCAGGAUCAACUGCAAAACAACGCUCUGUGGGAGAACCCCAGCAGCAUAAACCCCACAAGACAAAGUUUUACUGAGGCCAAGAAGAACUGGACAGAAGAAGAGAGUAGAGCACAGAAUUUUGCCAGCUAACCAAUUGUAAGUCAAAGGGGAAUGAAAAUCCUUGAAGUCGUGAAGGAAGCUUGACAUGUGAAAGUCAUAUUUUGAUAUCCAUCUGAGAGUUCAAUAGCUUCUAAAAUGAAACCAAGAACCAAUGGGGUGCCUAGAGCCCAGAGUUCCAAAGGUUUCCAGGGGGAGGGGCCAAAUUGGAUGCUUAUAGCUGGUGGUGCCCUGUUAAGUACGUUGUCAAUGCGAUUGGGUUACAAGCUGAAACAGGUGCUUGAUGCAAAGCAACCAGAGAAUACUUGCGGUGGUUCGAAAGGGAAUGGGAGAUUUACAGAGAGAAAGAAGUCAGGGGAUUGCCACUCGCAUUCAAAUACAUAUUGCUAUACCCAAGAUGAGAGUGGCUGCUUCAAUUACAUUUCAGGAACUCAAGGUGUGGAGAUUAAGCAGCACCCCAAUGAGAAUUUGUCGACCGAACCUGACAUGGCACUUCCUCUGGUGACAGUUCCCCCAAGGGAAUUCAACAAAGAAAACGGCGUAAUCUGGGCAUCUUCUCCCGAUCGUCUUGAGAUGCCCCAGAAGCCAUUUCACCAUUCAAACAGCUCAGGCUCCCCAUGUGUCUCAGAAUCUGGUUCUGACAUCUUCAGCAAGAGAGAAGUCAUACAGAAACUGAGGCAACAACUCAAGAGAAGGGAUGAUAUGAUACUGGAAAUGCAGGACCAGAUUGUAGAACUGCAGAAUUCAAUCAACACUCAGUUUUCUCAUUCGUCCCAUUUGCAAUCACUUUUAGAUGCUGCAAAUAGGGAUUUGCUCGAUUCUGAGAGAGAAAUCCAGAGGUUGAGGAAAGCAAUUGCCGAUCAUUGUGUGGGACAAGUGAGUUCUAAUGACAAUCACUCAACUGUCCCCACGUGGCCAACUGAAGGAAGAAACGGCCAUGCGAAUGGGUAUCUUGACGGUGAGAGCAAUUUUGAAUAUUCAGAGAAAGGGAGAGGAGAUGGGGAGAGGAUUGAGAUGCUGAGGAGGGAAGUAGGUGAGUUGAAGGAGGUGAUAGAAGGAAAGGAAUACCUGCUGCAGAGUUACAAGGAGCAGAAGACAGAGCUAUCGGUGAAGGUCAAGGAGUUGCAGCAGAGAUUGGAUAGUCAGCUUCCAAAUAUCUUGUAGGCAGGGGUCAUCAUUCUUGUGCAUUCUUCUCUUUUCUUGUUUUCCCUUUAACUUCUUGAUUUGUGGUUCUAAAUUUUGGAAAAGCUUCUUUUUCGCUUCAGUGCUGUCGUUACACUACUCAGUGUUGUUUCUGGCCACUAAUGGGGAGAGAGAUCAGGCUUGGAUGGUUAUCUGAUAAGUAGGCUAGGACAGGUUUUUUCCCCCCUCCUUUCCUCAACCCUCUUGAAUUGUAUGCAAGCUCUGAUUUGAAAUUGUUUUUAACCUCACACCCAACAAAUUUUCUUUUACAGUUCCU